UAGAAAUGAAUUUUAAGUAAUAAGUCAAUUUAGUUGUGGAAGCACCUACAAAAGAGCAUCCAUAGAGAAAAUUUCAUUUAACUUAACUACUUGGUUCCGGCUCUGAAGGGGGAGCAUAUUUAGCAUCUGCUAAUGAUUGGGGUAAUAAUCCUAAAUAGGUUGUAAUUAAACUACAAAAGAACAUGAGAGUUAAUGAGAAAGAUUUUCUUACUAAAUUGAUUUAAUACUAAAUCUAGUAUGAAAAUGGAACCAGCUAACAGUAUUUACCAAGUCAUAUAAUAAAAAUUUAUGAGUACUUUUAAUGGAAAGAUAAUCAUUGUGUUGUAAUGGAGGUUGGGAAAGAAAGUUUAUUUGAAUACAUAACCAAUAAUAGGAAUUUAUAAAUGGAUUAAAGAAUAAAAAUUUGUUAUUAAGUAUUAUUUUAAUAAAUAUCAUUAUAGAUUUGUCAACCAAUAUUUUUUUUACAUUCAUAGAAAUUAAUCCAUAGAGAUAUUAAACCUGAAAAUUUCAUAAAGGUAGGUGACAUUUUUAAACUUAUUGACUUUGGUUUGGUAAGGGGUUCUGUAGCUGAAAAUAAAACGUAAUAAGUUGGUACUGCUAUCUUUCAAGCACCAGAAAUUUUAGAAAAUAGCAAUUCCUAUACAGAAAAAGUUGACAUCUGGUCAUUAGCCUGUGUUUUUUAUGAAAUAUUAUCAACUUAGCCAUUGUUUAAUGGUAUUAAUACAAUUAUAAUUUUAGGUUAAACUUGGUUGGAGGUAACUACUAGUAUCAAAAAUCAUAAAAAUAAACCGGAUGUUGUGAUUAACAAAAUCAAAAACUUAUAAAUAGCGUAACUAGUUUAAAACAUCUUAAUUGAAAUGAUGGCUUAUCAAGAAAACAAAAGACCAACAAUAGAAUGGGUUUACAUUUAAUUCAAAAAUUAUUACAAUUAACCUCCAAACCAGCCUUAACUACCAGAAUAAAUUCCAGAAGAUAACUAAUAAUUCAAAUAAAUAUUAUCCAAACUAAAUUCAUUAGAAAAUCAAAUAAAAGAAAAAGAUAACCAAAUGCAAACUUUAAACCAAACUAUAGCAAACAUAGUAAAAUAAGAAUAAUUGGAAUAAGACAAAAAAAAAUAAGAAUAAAAAUUUUAUUAAGAUGAGUAAAAGAAAUUUUAAUAGAAUCUAAUAGAAACAUAAAUAUAGUAGGUGGUCAAAGAUAAUUAAGAUUAUUAAAUUAAAUUAGAUGAGAAAUUUAAAUUAAUUGGCUUAAAAACAUAACAAUAAGAGACUAAAAUUUAAGAGUCAGAAUAACGAAUUAAUUAGUAAUUAGAAUAAUAAAUCUAAAAAGUAAAAUAAGAAAUUGUUAGAGAGUAAUAAAAGUAAAUUAAAAAAAAUGAAAAUACAUUUAAAGCAGAUAUCAAAAUGGAAAUUUUAGAAUAUAAUUCUUAAUUGUCAAAAUAAUUCGAGGAUUUAACUGGUGAAAUCAAGAAAAAUUUUCAAGAUUAAUUAAACGCCCUUAAAUAAGGGUAAUAAGAUAGAGUUGAAAAUUAAAUAAAUUUAGAAAAAGAAAAUAAAAUUAAACUUAUGCAAAUAUAAGCUAUUUUUGAAGAAUGGGAAGUAUACAAAACAAAAGUUAAUUCUUUAAAAGAGGAAGUUAAAGACAUAGAUAAGUUAAUUCUAUAGAACUAGUGUAUGUAAGAAAAAUACCUUAUUUUACAAUAAAUUAAUUAAUACACAUCGCUAAUGGUUGAAGAUUUAGCAACGAUAUUCUCAAAUUAGGAUUAUCAAACUUCAAAUAAUGUCAGUAAUUAUUUAAGUAAUGAACAAGACAAUUAAGAUUAAUAAACACUUAAUUUCCCUAUAACAUAAUCCUUACAUUAUUUGAAUGUAUAAUAGAGAAACCAACAAUAAAACUGUUAAAAUAAUUAAUUAUAAAUUACUGAAUCUUUGCAAUAAAAUCAAAGUUAAAAUUUGGAAACAAUUUAGAUAUAUAAAAAUCAAUUAGAAAAUUUAAGAACUGAAAUAUUGAAAUGGGUUAAUUAAUAUAAUUAAAAAUAUAAAACUCAAAUUAAAGAAUAAUUAGAUGAAAAAAAUAAUUAAAUUGAAAAUGGCAACAAAUUAUUAGAAGAUCUAAAAAAGCAACAAGAAUAAUAAUAAGCAGUUAUUGGCUAAUAUACAAUAAAAAUAACAGAACUCUAAUAAAAUACUAUAAAUGAUAAGAGAAUUCAUAAAAAAUCGAUAAAUAAGCUAAAUGUACAAAUUAGCGAAUAGACCAAAGAAAUUAAAGAAUUAAAAUAAAAAAUACAAGAAUUAUAAGAAAAGGAUACUAUGUAAGUUUAAGAAAUUUUAUAUCAAAAUUAAAAAUUAUAAACCAUUUAAAGCGAUCUAAAUUAGGCUAAAUUACCAUUAAAUCAAGUUAAAGCCCUAAUUGAUUAUUUUAGGAAUAGUGAGAAAUUAAAGGAAUUUAUGAAUUAAAACAAUAAAGAACAUUAAGAAUUAUUGAAUUCCAUAAAUAAUUCUUACUGA
This is a messenger RNA of Paramecium octaurelia, 2507 nucleotides long. The record is from the annotation of a GenBank genome assembly. Lineage: Eukaryota; Ciliophora; Oligohymenophorea; Peniculida; Parameciidae.